Molecule: messenger RNA, 1227 nt
Organism: Penicillium cinerascens
Lineage: Eukaryota; Fungi; Ascomycota; Eurotiomycetes; Eurotiales; Aspergillaceae
Product: putative polyhydroxybutyrate depolymerase
Exons: 4
Coding region: 1-1227 (408 amino acids)
Biological process (GO): carbohydrate metabolic process
Cellular component (GO): extracellular region
Molecular function (GO): hydrolase activity; cellulose binding
Source: RefSeq, a predicted model, not a curated record
AUGACCAAUUGGGCUCCUUUGGUCGUGCUCGGUGCAGUCAUUACAAUUACUGUAGAGGCAGCAUCAGCUCUUUGUGCCUACAAUGUUGACUCCUCUGCAGUCUCCGUGUCUGGUCUAUCCAGCGGCGGCUUCAUGUCCGCACAGCUCGGUGUGGCAUAUUCAAAUGUCUUUCAGGUCGGAUUUGGUGUUUUCGCUGGUGGCCCUUUUGAUUGUGCCCGUAAUCAGGCUUAUACAACCUGCAUGUACAAUCAAAAUCCCUCCAUUACCACGCCGACUGCCAACAUGAAGUCGUGGAGCGGUGAUGAGAUUGCCACGACGAGCAACUUGGCAAAUCGCAAGAUUUACCUUUGGGAAGGGUCCGCAGACACCACCGUCGGCCCUAACGUGAUGAAUGCGUUGCAUACCCAGCUCAGCAGUUUCGAUGUUUCGGCUGAUGUAUCGUACGUGACGACAAGCGGUGCCGUGCACACCUUCCCCACUGAUUUCGACGGCUCAGGCGACAACUCCUGCAGUAUGUCCACUUCUCCCUAUAUCAGUAACUGUGACUAUGAUGGUGCUGGAGCAGUCUUACAAUGGAUGUAUGGCUCCUUGAAUGCCAGGAACACCGGCACCCUCACCGGUAGCGUCGUUUCCUUUGCCCAGACGGGUGAAUACGGUGCCGCUGGCAUGGACACAACCGGCUAUCUUUACGUUCCUGCCAACUGUCAGAGUGGCUCCACAGUCUGCAAACUGCAUGUUGCCCUACAUGGAUGCUUGCAGAGCUAUAGCAAUAUCCAGAUGGACUUUAUUCAGAAUACAGGUUACAACAUGUGGGCGGAUACUAACAACAUCAUCAUCCUCUACCCUCAAGCAAUCCCUGACAAUACUAUGCACAGCAUCUGGGGAGGCAGUGAGCUAAGCAACCCGAACGGCUGCUGGGAUUGGGUGGGUUGGUAUGGAGCCAAUGCUGACCAAAUAGGAGGCGUUCAAAUGGUGGCCAUUGUUAACCAGAUGGCUCAGAUCAUGAGCGGUAACACCGGCGGUACCUCUCCCAGCGGGGGUAGUACUACCACGUUGAAAACCACGGCGAAGCCGACAACUACAACUACCAGCUCUGGAAGCAGUGGAGCUGGUGCGCCCUUGUAUGGACAAUGUGGCGGGUAUGGAUGGACUGGUCCAACAACUUGUGCGCAAGGCGUUUGCACAGCCUAUAGCACUGAAUAUGCCCAGUGCCUGCUACCCCUCUAA